AACAUGUCCCUGAAUGAAGCCAAGAAAAUCGCUGCCUAUCGUGCCGUCGAUGAGUGGGUUAAAACCAAAACAGCCGUGGGUAUUGGCAGUGGAUCAACAGUUGUCUUUGCCGUUGAUCGUUUGGCGGAACGUGUCAAGAACGAAGGUUUAGAGGUCGUCUGUGUACCCACCAGUUUCCAAGCACGCCAAUUGAUUGUCGAGAACAAUUUGGUAUUGGGUGAUUUGGAUCGUUAUCCCAAAUUGGAUGUCGCAAUUGAUGGUGCCGAUGAAGUUGACAAAGAUAUGGUCCUUAUCAAGGGUGGUGGCGGCUGCCUGCUGCAAGAGAAAAUUGUUGCCUCCUGUGCCGAGAAACUUAUCAUCAUAGCGGAUUAUACGAAAAAUUCCCAAAAGCUGGGUGAACAAUACAAGAAAGGUGUACCCAUUGAAGUGGUCCCCAUGGCUUAUGUUCCCAUUAGAGAGAAAGUUCAACAACUAUUCGGUGGUGAAUUGAAGCUGCGUAUGGCCGUGGCCAAGGCUGGACCUUGUGUCACCGAUAAUGGUAAUUUCAUUUUGGAUUGGCAUUUCCCCGCAAGUGCCGAUUUCAAUUGGACUGAAGUGAAUCGUGAUUUGCUGCUGAUUCCCGGUGUCGUGGAGACAGGGUUGUUUGUCAAUAUGGCCACCAAGGCCUACUUUGGCAUGGCUGAUGGUUCGGUGAAGACUCAGGAGAAGUAA
Messenger RNA from Musca vetustissima, 711 nucleotides. RefSeq names its product ribose-5-phosphate isomerase-like. The record is from RefSeq and is a predicted model, not a curated record. Gene Ontology annotation, biological process: pentose-phosphate shunt, non-oxidative branch; D-ribose metabolic process. The coding region runs from base 4 to 711 and encodes 235 amino acids. Lineage: Eukaryota; Metazoa; Arthropoda; Insecta; Diptera; Muscidae. Gene Ontology annotation, molecular function: ribose-5-phosphate isomerase activity. The transcript has a single exon. Gene Ontology annotation, cellular component: intracellular membrane-bounded organelle.